CACUGCCCAUCUCUCUCCCUGUGGGCAAAGACAAGGCAAGUAGAAGAUUUAAAGCCCUUUUAAACCUUCCAACACAAAGAAAUGAGUGAGCAGUCAGUGACCUAUGUGGACCUCAGAUUUCAUACUCCUGCAGAGAGGAAGAGAAAACGAAGACCAAAGCACACCAGGAUCAUAGAAACCAGCGAGCAGGAAAUAACCUACUCUGAUCUGAAGUUUCACACUCCUUCAAAGCAGCAGAGGCAACAAAGACCUACAAGUGUAGAGAGCAAAGAAUCUCCUUCUCCAUCUUCACCAUGGCUCAUUACAGUGAUUCUGGGGCUUCUCUGCCUGGCUUUGCUAGUAACUGCAGGGGUUUUGGGUGCCAAGUUUCUCCAGGCUUCCCACCAAGUAAGAAGACUCAAUGAGGAACUUAUCCAGAAACAGGCUAUUCUGAAAAACUUCACACAAUUGCAGAAAACCCUGAAAAACUGUACUCAGCAAAGAGAUGAUCUCCAAGCCAAUAUCACAGAACUCUCAAAUGCUGUGAAUAGGGAAGGAGAUAAAUGCAGCUCUUGCCCUGAGGGCUGGAUACAGCAUAGAAGGAAGUGUUACCAUUUUACACAUGAAAGGAGCUCCUGGGAGAAGAGUCGAGAAUACUGCUCGUCUCACAGCUCCAGACUGCUGAGGAUAGAGAACAAGGAAGAAUUGGAUUUCAUAAACAGACUGGUGUGUUUUCACUGGAUUGGACUAUUCCGUACGGGAGCUGCUACAAGCUGGAUGUGGGAGGAUGGCACAGCUUAUUCCACUGAGCUGUUCCAAGUAAAGAGGAAAGAGCCUGGAGCAUCCUGUGCACUUUUGAAGGCAGGAGAAGCCACCUCCUAUAAUUGUACUGAACAAUAUCGCUGUAUUUGUGAGAAGAAAGCUGCUUAG
Malaclemys terrapin pileata is the source of this 909-nucleotide messenger RNA. RefSeq names its product C-type lectin domain family 9 member A-like. The coding region runs from base 82 to 909 and encodes 275 amino acids. Lineage: Eukaryota; Metazoa; Chordata; Testudines; Emydidae. The record is from RefSeq and is a predicted model, not a curated record. The transcript is spliced from 8 exons.